Pyricularia pennisetigena is the source of this 2190-nucleotide messenger RNA. RefSeq lists its product as uncharacterized. NCBI's taxonomy places the organism in Eukaryota, Fungi, Ascomycota, Sordariomycetes, Magnaporthales, Pyriculariaceae. Gene Ontology annotation, biological process: peroxisome organization. The transcript has 3 exons. The record is from RefSeq and is a predicted model, not a curated record. The annotation marks the transcript as partial. Gene Ontology annotation, cellular component: peroxisomal membrane.
CAAUACACCAUAUUUGCGCCAUAUGCUUCGGAGUACACAGAUCAUUGCUUGUCUGGGCCGUCCGCCGAACCAUUUCCACUGGCUGUGACUGACCUCAUCGACUUCGCUCCGGUUCAGGACCUACCCUGGCUGUUCCAGAUGGCAACUCCAAAACCACAACGGCAUGACCCGCCCGACUUCUCCUCGCCCUCCUCUUCGACCCUCUCCCCUUCUUCGCGACAACAAAUUACCGACAACAGCAACAACUACCCCUCGACGUCGCCCUACGUGCCCUCGUCCUCGACCAAUGGAAACCCAACCUAUGCCGCCUUCUCCCCGGCAACCCUCUCGACGACGACGUCUUCGGCGAACAAGCGCCGCAGCACUAUCCUAGUCCACCAGAAAUCGCCCCUCCUCCUCGCAACACCGCCGCAAAUCACACGCGCCCUGGCCUACAGCCAUCCUUUCCUUCUACCCCUCAACAAACUCGCCGGCCUUCUGAGCUGGACCACCGACGACCAGUACGAGAGUUUCCUGCUGGUGGCUGUGUUUUGGGGCGUCGUGCUGUAUGGCGACCUUCUUCUCCGCGUGGCCGGGCCGCUGCUCGUCGUGCUGGCCCUCAUCGGCGGCAUGUACGGCCGGCGCUUCAGCCCGCUGAGCAGCAGCGGCUGGAGCGAGCCCGCCACCACGCAGAGGGAAGGCGGCAGCGGCGGCAGCAGCAGUGGUAGCCCCGAGGCGAAGAGACAUGUUUCCGGACAGAUGAACGGUGCGGCGUCGGCGUCGUCAGACACCAACAUGGACGGGCAGCCAAACGGCAAGCCGCGCGGCAAGCCCGAGGCGACGGGGACGCGGCACCGCAAGACGCUGGACGAGAUGGUGGAGACGCUGCGCGAGUUCACGUCGCGGUGCAACAUAAUUCUGGAGCCGCUCCUGGAGCUGACCGACUUCCUCAGCACGCAGCGCACGCCGACGUCGGCCACCACCCGCCCAGCCCUCACGGCGCUGCUCAUCCGCAUCCUGCUCUGCACCCCGUUCUGGUUCGCUCUGACGCUGCCGCCACUGAGGGUCGUGACGGCGCGCCGGGUCGUGCUCGUCGCCGGCACGCUGGCGCUCACCUGGCACUCGAGGGUGUGCUGCGUCACCCGUACGCUGCUGUGGCGGUCGCGGUCCGUGAGGAAGCUGGCUGCGCUGGUGACAGGGCUCGAGUUUGACGGGACGGCUGCUGCCAACGGCGCUGCCGUCGUGGGCGAACGGGGCUUGAUCGACGUGGGGGCCGCGACGUCGCUGGCGGCCACGGACUCGGCGGCGGCCACGGGGCGCGAGUCGGAGCUGUCCAAGGCCAUCAGGCGGCAGUCUACCAAGGCGAACGGCAAGGGGCUGGCACGGGACACGGGGGUCCGAUUCACUUUUAUCAUUUACGAGAAUCAGCGGCGGUGGGUGGGGCUCGGAUGGACGUCGAGCCUGUUCACGUACGAGCGGGCGGCGUGGACGGACGAGCGCAACAACCCCGUCCCGCCCAAGGACGAGUUCGAGCUGCCCGAGGUCGAGGAUGGCAGCCACAUGCGGUGGCGCUGGGUCCCGGGCAGCAAGUGGCGUGUCGACGGGGUAUCGGACGACGCGGUCACGACGGACGACGGGCAGCUGGACUUUGAUUCCGAAGGGGGCAAAAUGGGCUGGGUUUACUACGACAACAAGUGGCAAAACGGCAAACGCGGCCAGGACAGCUGGGGCCGUUGGACGCGCCGGCGAAAGUGGUAUCGUGACGCGGAACUCGUCGAGAUCGAAUCCGAGGCGGCCACACCGACGAGCCCGCCCACGGAAGCGGAGAAGCAAGAGCAGCAGCGGACGCUCUCGCCGCCCCCACCCUACGCGCCCGAACCCAAGUCUACGGGCGGCAUGUGGGCAAGCCUCCGACCCGGGAGUCUACGACGGCGUGCUACGGACAACUCGACGGCGUCCUCGGCGGCGGCGGCGGCGGCGGCUGCUGCGUCUGGAGGUGGUGGGAGUACGAGCAGCGGAGGCUCUGGGGCCAGGAGGGGUAGGCGGACCAGCAGCGCGGCGGCGAGUCACCUGGAUGAGGAGCGAGAGGAUGUGGAUGCCAGCCUCGGGACGAGCCUAGGGCUUGAGAUCCACGGGGCUGGGAUGGAGAGGGAUCAGUGGGGGGUUGGCGAUGAAAUCAGAAUGGGGCUGGAUGUUGUUGACAACGGCUAG